Drosophila ficusphila is the source of this 1483-nucleotide messenger RNA. Its product is annotated as ketimine reductase mu-crystallin. Gene Ontology annotation, cellular component: cytoplasm. Gene Ontology annotation, molecular function: hormone binding. NCBI's taxonomy places the organism in Eukaryota, Metazoa, Arthropoda, Insecta, Diptera, Drosophilidae. The record is from RefSeq and is a predicted model, not a curated record. The coding region runs from base 332 to 1399 and encodes 355 amino acids. The transcript has 3 exons.
AUUUAAACGGAAACAAGUUGCUUUUUGUUUAAUUACCUUAAAGAAAAAAUGUUGGAAUAAAGUAGUGGCGAAAAUCGGCAAAUGCAUCGUAAAUCUUUAAAAUAAAAAGAAAUCUUGUUUGUGUAAUAACUAACUUGCUAACUUCUUCCGAUAAGAACUAGCAUCACUAGCCAGCUGAUCUUUGAUCAUUACCAUGAUUAACCAAUACAUUCCAAUUCUCUAAUAAACUAAACUAAAGGGAAAAAAUAACAUUUUAAAUUAAUUUUGUGACUUAAAAACUAAUAAAUAAUUAACUACGAUCAGAACGAAAGUAGCUUAAAUUUGAACAAUAAUGAGCUCCGAUUCGCCAGUUUAUUAUAACGCGGAUGCAGUGCGUCGUGUUCUCACCUGGCCGCUGGUCAAUGAAGCCGUUGAAUCGGCGCUGGUUGCCAUAGUUAAGCCACAGGAUGAGGAGGAAUCGUCCUUUGCAAUCCAACCGAAAAGGAGUUUCACCCCCUGUGGUAGUAACUCCGGAAAGAUUCUCUUAACCAUGCCCGCCUUCGUGGGAAACUACAGUCUGGGAUCGGGAUCCAAAUCCCCAGAGGGGAAACCAACUCCUUGCUCCACUCUGGCCUGCAAGUUGGUGACCUCCUUCAGUAAGAAUCCCCAGCGGGAUCCGCCGCUGCCCAGCAUCCAUGCCCAUGUCCUCCUAUUCGACAAUCAGACGGGUCAGCUAUCGGCCAUUAUGGAGGGCACCGAUUUGACCACCUGGCGCACGGUUUCCGCCUCGCUGGUGGCCACCAAACAUCUGUACUUCCGUCGCUUUGGCUCGCAGGCGGAGUCAGAAAGGGAAAUCAACGUGGCCAUCGUGGGCUGCGGCGUCCAAGGGCAACUACAUGCCGCCGCCUUUUGUGCCAACUUCCGGGUGAAGCAACUAAACCUCUUCAAUCGCACGGCGACGAAGGCCCAAGAAUUGGCAGAGAAACUGCGGCAGGAACUGGACGGCAGAAGUGAGACUCUAAUAACAGUAUGCCAAAGUGCGAAGGAAGCUUGCCAGGUGGCCGAUGUCAUCUGUAUUGCCACGUACUCCAAGGAGCCGCUCAUCCAUUUUGACUACCUAAAAAGCCAACAAGGCGUUCACAUCAAUGCUGUGGGUGCUGGCGAAGUCCACUUUUCUGAGGUGGCUCCUGAUAUUUACCACCAAGCUAAGGUCUAUGUAGACUGCUAUUCCAAUGCCGAGGCCGAAUUGGUAGGUCUUCCAGCUCCGAUCACCGCUGAAUUGGGAGCCAUUGUUCUCAAUAGGAACUAUCCCGCGAAGGCAGACAUCACUAUUUUUCAAUCCAUGGGCAUGGCUUCGGAGGAUGCCUGUGUGGCUCAGGCGGUUCAGAAUGCCAUUCUCUCCAGCCCCGGAGGUUCCUGAUUGCUUCAAACCAUUCAAACCACCGUCCUCUUAACCGUUCAUGUAUAUAUAUGUGUAUAUAAAAAGCUAUUGGAAACAUAACAA